Molecule: messenger RNA, 1002 nt
Organism: Epithele typhae
Lineage: Eukaryota; Fungi; Basidiomycota; Agaricomycetes; Polyporales; Epitheliaceae
Exons: 14
Coding region: 1-1002 (333 amino acids)
Source: RefSeq, a predicted model, not a curated record
AUGCCUGACUGGAGCGACCCCAAGGAGCUCCAGCACGAGAGUGUGGCCUACACGAAUGUCAUCUUCGCAUGCUUUGGAUUGUACAUUUGGGAAGUCUUCCAGACCUUCGACUUCGAGCUCUCCUUGCUUCGUGGCCGCCGCAAGUUCCGCUUGGAAUGGGUCUUCCCUCCAGUCUUCAUGUUCGUUUGCCGGUACAGUCUUGUCCCCUCCGUCGCUGCGUUGAUGGCCUCCUUCACGGUGAAAUCCCCGAUCAACUGCCAAGGCCUUUACACCUUCAUCUCGGUAACGGGGAACCUCUCCAUCAUCUGCGCAUCCGCCACCCUCGCCUUUAGAGUCAUCGCGCUCUGGCGGCGGCAGCUCGUCGUUUCCCUCUUGGUUGGCGCUCUCUGCCUCGGCGAUUGGGCCCUGCUCGUCCGCGGAAUGUUCGUUAUGUCCGCGACGUACGAUCCCACCGCGCUCGCGUGCUCGGCGACGACGAACCACCUCAGGUGGCUGGGGGCGACGUUCUGGACGACGCUGGCCUACAACUUCGUGCUUCUCGUCUUUUACGUCGUCGGCCUCAUGCGCCGGGAUCAUGGUGCGACCCUGUGGGAGCUGCUCGUUGAGGAUGGCGUGAUCUGCUACCUUGUGGCGUUCUCGGCAAACGCCCCUGCUGCGGUGAUGACCGUGUUGAACCUGACUCCAAUCAUGGACCUCAUCUGCAUUGUUCCUGCCGCUGUCUUGACUGCGAUGGCCGCCUGCCGAACAGUGACUACUCUCCGACCCGUCGAUGACAACGACGACCCGUACGUACACAGCGCGACGCAGCUCUCGCCCGCGACGACCCGCCCGCCUUUGCGCUUCUCCUCCCGCUACCCCCCGCGCCCGGAGGUGCACGUCACGACGGACCACAUUGUCAUGCAGGACUUCGAGCCGAGCCCCUCAACCGCCAAGUCCGACCUGAAGGCGCCAUCCCUGACGCACGACGAGUCGGCCGAACAAAAGGCCUUCCACGCCGUAUGA